GUCAAAAUGUCAGAGUUAAAUUGAAUGUUUGUUAUUGUUUAAUAGUUGUAAUAUAUUUUUAAAACUAAAAAAUUAGAAAGAUGUUUCGUAAUUUAUACAAGCAAAGUGGGAAAGUCAUAACCGAAUUACAAGAGGAAAGGCGUAGAAAAUUAUUGGAAGAGCAGAAACGGAAUCGUUUGCUAUUACAGGAUUUAAAACGUGGUAUAGAUUUUUCGGAUGAACACAACAAGGAAACAAAACAAUCCGCUUCAAUUAAAAAAAGCUCUAGAGCAUUGCAAGAUGCAGAUGGUACGGAGUAUUCCCUACAGUUAUCUGAAUGGUUACGAGAGCGUCCCGAGAAUAUAGAUGAUUGGAUUUUGGUACCAUGUCCAAAAGGGCAACGUUGUUUAGUUGUGACAUAUAGUGGACGCACUGAAAUGUAUACUAAAGCCGGUCGUCGGCGUAUGUAUUUUCCUAGCUUAUUACCCGGUGGCAGUGGUCCACGUGGUAGUAAAAUGAGCACAAUACUGGAUUGUGUUUAUUCAGCUGGUGAGGAUACAUUUUAUGUUUUGGAUGCACUGGUGUAUGGCAAUCAAGAGUUGGUUCAUUGUGAGGCACAGUUUCGUUUCUUUUGGUUACGCUCGAAAUUCGAAGAGUGUCCUGAACUUUGUGCUACUAAUUCAUAUAAUAAGAAAUCAUUUAAAUACCUGCCGCGCUAUGAUUUUGAAAAUGUUGCUGACAUUUCAGAAGCUUUCCAACGAUAUCCGUUUUGGUCAGAAAAUGUACCUCGAUUAGAUGGUUGGUUGUUUUAUCACAAAGAGUCCAGUUACACCUACGGUACUACGCCUUUAGUCGGUUGGCUGUUUGCAUUUAUGGUCCCCGAUAUACUUGGAAUUGAAGUAAACGAAAAUUACGAACGACCUAUCGACUAUAGCGAUCCAAUUAUUUAUAUGGAUGAUUUUGAUGCCAAGUUAGCAGGUUUAAAACAGAAACAUUCAACUAAGAGCUCCAAGGGAAGUGACUCUCUUGACACAAUUGAAAUUGAUGAUGAGGAAAAUAUGGAUGAAGGUGAUAAUGCGGAAUUAUUUAAAGUGCUUAAUGAGGAACGUAAAUUAGAAAUCGGUGAACCAUAUUAUCGUCUUCAUGUAUGCGAAGAAGAAUUGCUCCAUUAGCAAUUUAUUUAAAACUGUUUUUACUGUUUUGUAUUUACAUAUGUAUAUGUAUAUAACUACGACAAAAAGUGUUUUGAUUUGGGGAUGAAAUGCUGUUUGUUUGCAACUGCGCACUGGAUAUGCUGUUUAAUUUGUAUAUGUAAA
This is a messenger RNA of Bactrocera tryoni, 1295 nucleotides long. RefSeq names its product snurportin-1 (gene Snup). The transcript has a single exon. Gene Ontology annotation, cellular component: cytoplasm; nucleus. Gene Ontology annotation, biological process: snRNA import into nucleus. Bases 81 to 1151 code for a protein of 356 amino acids. The record is from RefSeq and is a predicted model, not a curated record. Lineage: Eukaryota; Metazoa; Arthropoda; Insecta; Diptera; Tephritidae.